CCGAAACGGUGCAGGGCUUCAGUCUGGCCCGGCGGGUCCGGCUCCAGCUGGACCUGAGCCGGCGGUGGGAGACCGAAUGGAUUGUGUAGAUGAAUAUCCCUACACUCCUUUUGACCUACAAUGUUUGUUAAAUUCAUUUCCUGGAGACUCAGAGUGUAAGCAGAUCUUCAGUGACAUCGAUGAACAGCUCGAGCAAAAUGCUGCCAGCAUCGAGCACUGCAUUACAGAAAUACAGAAGGAAGUGAACAAACAGUGUCCAGAUGUGCAGCUGCCAACAGCAGCGGACUGCUUUGAAUGGCUGACUCGCUGUAGUUACAGUACGUCCAAGCCACCUUCCAUUCCCCAUGGAGAUUUGAUAAAAUUCCUUGAAACAAUGCAAGAUUUGUUGAAGAAUGAACAAAAUCAAGAAGAGAUGAUACUGGAUUUACUUUGGGACCUGUCCCUCCAGAGCAGUAUUUCAUUACCAUCAACUUUAAGCGAAACACCUUUUUAUUGCCUGUCUAGCACUUCUCUUCAUUCUGUUGAAGAUCAUUCCUCAAUGGAUGUGAAGUCUAUAUGGGAUGACAUAAGACUGCAGCUUCGACGCUUCUUAGUGAACAGAUUACAAAGCCACAAUGAAAUAAACAGUUCACAGCAAAAAAUUGUUCUGAAAACUCAGUGCAUACAACAACUCUUGUUUCUCUAUCCAGAAUCAGAAGUUAUCGUCAAGUACCAAAACAUACAGAAUAAACUGUUGGCUAAACUUCUGCAGAACACCUUUCCUUCUUACAGCAGAGAUUUAAAUUUAGAUGUAACAGCUCAUGGAUACCAAGGUACAAUGCUUAAGUUAUAUUCAAUGAUAAAAGAGGACUUCAGCAUACUAUGUGAAAUUUUAGCUCCAUCUUUAACAGUGAAAUUCAUUAAAGAAACUUACUUGGAUACAGUUACAGAAGAAAUGGGAAAAUUUCUUGAAAACUUUUGUGAGCUGCAGUUCAAAGAAAAUGUUGUUCGUGCAGUUAAAACAAGCAAGAGCUCCAGCAAGCAUAGAGGAGCAGUGCAUGCCUUGGUUACUCCUGAAUUCCCACAGAAAGGAAGAAACCUUUCUCUAUCCUCAGAUGAACUCAAAUUCUUAUCACAGCUCAUAAAAUCCUUUUUGGAGCUAGAAAACAACAUUCAAGAAUUAUUUGAAGCAAUGUUUUUGCCAGUUAAGAUGUCCAGGGAUACUUCAGGAAUUUUGGAGAAAUCCAAUCAGGAAAUUAAAAUAGAGAAACCAAAUGAAACUAGUAUUCCUUCAGAGCAAUUGCUACCAGUAAAAGAGGCUACUUUAUUGGAUUUUGGCUGGAGAAAUGCAUUUAAAGAGGUGUCUCUCCCCAUAGCACAGUGCCUUACGACGACAGUUGAAGAUUUUUCCACAGAAAUUCUCCAACAGGAACAGAGCGCGAGGUCCUCAGGUGUGAGCUAUGCUAUAACCCUUGUAAAUGUCCAACAAAUCUGGCAAGACAGUCACGUGUUUCCUGAGGAAGAACAACCAAAGAAAAUCGCAAAGUUUGGCUCUGACAUCAUGGAAAAACUUGACACAAUGCUUCCACUGGCUCUGGCAUGCAGAGAUGAUUCUUUUCAGGAAAUUAGAGCAAACUUGGUGGAGGCCUGUUAUAAAGUGGCAACAGCUGUCCUGGAAAGACUGCAGCAGAGAAGCAAGGAGGUUCCUUCCAGAGCACCCCUGAAAAACCUGCUCACGGUGCUCUCCACAGCAGUGUGUGUCUCCCAGUACUUCACCCACUAUGAUAAUUUGAUGAAAGGAACUACUCAGAAACCCGUAUUCCUGGUGCCUGUCCAACGAUAUCAGGAAUUCAUCAACACUCUACAGUUUCAAGUUACGGACUACUGCAUCAGAGUUUGUGCUACAAGCAUUUUACAGGAUGCUGAGAGCCACCACUGGGAUGACUACAAAGCUUUUUAUGAGGGGGAAAGGUGCUCCUUCUCAAUCCAGAUGUGGCAUUAUUUCUACUGGGCUCUUCAUCACGAUCUUUGGACCAUUCUUCCCCCUAAGUUAGCCCAGGAGAUCCUAGCAGAAGUGCUCGAAAAAUCCUUGGGUCUACUGGCUUCCAGAUAUGCUCAGGCCCACCCAAGUUAUAAAAGAACUCCACAAAUAAGACUUGAUGUCACAACAAUUUUGAUAUGCACAGAGAAAAUGUUAUGGUCAGUUUGUACAUCUGUACAGAGGCUUUUGAGUCCUCAGGAGUAUAAGGAUGAUAAAAUUUUUAAAAUUCAUAUCCAUUGUAACGAUCUGCUUACAACAUUAGCCAUUUUGACUUCACCAUUAAGAGAAUUAUAUAAGACUUUUCAGCAUGGCAUGGAUGAGUCUGUUUCAGAUCGCUCAAAGUCACCUUUCAACCAACCAUUACACUGGGUUUCUUGUUUAUCACAUUUCUACCCUUCUUUACUCAGGACUCCAUCCGCUGGAGAACUGAAAGCUGAGGGUCAAUUGAAACUGCUGUUAUCCCAGCCAGGUUGUAACUGGAAUCUCCUUCUGGAAACCCUACUGUGUAAUGACGGACUUUUACCAAGAAUCUUGUUGAAGAGCUCAAAAUGUACCUUUCAUGAACAAAUUUCUGACAUAGAAAAUUAUCUGAGCCAAGCAUCCAGCCUGAUAGAAGCCAUCUUUAAAGUACUGUACCAUUGUAAUUAUUCUCCACAAGUAUUUGGAAAUGUUUUUGUGAGUUACAUGGAAGAAGAACAACUAUGGGACAUCUUAUAUAACAUUCCAGUGUGUAUGGAGUCCGAGCUGGAGGUCAUCCGAUGCUUGCGACUGGCUCUGACUGAUGCCGUCAAGGGCAUCGUACAGCAGGUAAUAUCCUUAAUGAGCUGUGGAAGAACCUAUGGAACAGACCUGAACAACCACAGUGUUCCGAAUCGUUUGCUGGAGAGCAUGCCUAAAGAAUGGAAUUAUAUUCCAAAAGAAACAAAAAAGAAAGAAUCAAGCAAAGGCUUCGCCAGGCUUGCUGCUCAGGCAGUAUCUAUUGUAAUCAGCAAGUUACCUACGGUGAUUGCAUGUUUGCCUCCCCCAAUUAAGUACUUCUUUUUUCUGUCUGAGAGAAAAAUGUCAAAAAACUUUGUUGCACAGAAGAAAGCUGGCCUGCUCGUCUGGAACUUGAUUGUAAUUAUACGUCGGAUAUUUGAGGAUGGAAACACUGUGGAACUUUUAGCAGGUGUCUGCCUUGACAGACGGAGUAAGGAAAAGCUUGGCUUAAUUUGUGUGUGUUUGGAAAGCAUCAUGGGAGGGCAAAGUAGUCCUCAUCACAUGACCCGAAAGGUCAUACAGAGCAUUCAGCAGCAAAAGCCCGACUGGAUUGAACACCAACUGUUGAAAGCAAGGAAGUUAAGCACUGAAUGCGCAUUUGUGGCAAUGGAGAAAAGCACAGUCUUAGAAGAAGGAGAUACUUCUCUUGAACUGACUGAGCAGAAAAUCAACACGAUGGUCCUGGAUCUCUGCCACAAACCAGGUGGCAGCAAGUACCUGAGGCAAAUUUAUCACAUCAUGCAGCUCAAUGAGGAAUACUUAAAAGAACAGCUGUUUUCUAUGAAUGGUUCAGAGGAAAAGCCAUUACCCACUCGACCUUUGAAGAUGACCGUGCAGAGUGUGGAAGAUCAGCCUUCUGUCUUUAACCCUUUCCAUGUGUAUGAGGGUUUUAGAGAAAACAUGCUAGAUCAGUCAGCCAUCAUGAAAUGGGACUGGAAUUGGUCAAAGUUGCUGCCAAAUUAUCUGGGACUGGAUAAGAUGACCUUCAAUGUACUGCUCAAAAACAGUGAAAAGACCUGGGACUGUUCUGCUGCUGGACUUCGCCUGGAGCCCUCUGAAAUCAAAUGACAACCUGGCCUGCCUGCUUCUGUUUGCCAGAGCACAGCCCCAUUCACCUCACUCACCAACCACUGGCUCACAUUCUCACUGCUGCUUUAGACUUUCCACUCUGCUAGCUAGUCCUGCCUGUUACAUGCGCUGCACUGGGCUGCUGGCUUGGAGCAGAAAUUUAAACUACACUCACCUUUAAGAAAUUUGCUGCACUGUAGAACAUACAGGAACCUAAGAAGAACUUGUAAAUUUUAAUAAACAUUUUAAAUAUUUUAUUUGCAGAAUACUAUUCAGAAAUUGUCCAAGUGUUACAUUUUGUUUGAUUAAUUUAAGUGGAUAGUAAUAAAAGUCUGUCCUUACCCAUACACAAACAUGUAUACAAUAAUACUUAACUUCUUUUUGGUUCUAACAAUGUGCAAGUAACUGCAGUAAGAAUUUCAGGGAUUAUUUCUAAUUUAGUAUUAGUAGCAGGCUUAUGAGAUAAGUACUAUUAUCUGUAUUUUACCAAUGAAGAAACUGAGACAAGGAGUGGCUAUGUAAGUUACUUAGUUUAAGGUCAUAUAGUGACUGAUAAAGCCAGGAUUUGAACCCAAACUGCAGGGCCUCAGUGCUUAUCCACACAAGAGAAUAUUUAAUAAAACAAAUAAUUUACGAACUAUUUUUGUUUGUAUUCUUUGUCUUUUUUUGGCCAAUGAAUAUUUAUCAGGUAUCCACCCUGAGCUAGUAACUUCACUGGGUUCUGGGGAUACUGUAGCAAGUAAAGUAGAAAAGACUCUUUCCUAAUGGGUUACGUUCCAUGUAAACUCUGAACUAAUCAGUGCGUUAAGUCUCCCUGGCCUUUAUGGUCGGUUCAGAAGUAAGCACAUGAUCCAAGCCAUGUGUAAGAAAUGCACAUUUUUUGGAAGUAAACAACAUGUCAUUUGUUGAGUUUAAAUUCUAGAUUGUGGUAGGGUUUGUCAUACUGUUUCCAAGUCAAGGGCUUUUUUUUUUUUUUUUUUAAGCUGAUUGAUCUAAUUGAAGACAAUAAAAGUAAAGUACUAGGUUAGAGAAAGGAAUGUCAUUGAUAUAUUUCUUUGACUUGUUGAUCACUUCUAGACAUGGGUUGCAUGACAAAUGUGGUUAAAAGGAAAAAGAAAAGAAGAUGUCUAUUAGAUCUGUACUUAUCUCUCAGUGAAGAGACCAAUUUGAAUUAAUAAACUAGGCAUUUUUGAAGAGAAAUAGCCAUUUCUAGUUCAUCUUAAGAUGCCCAAGGCAAUGCGGUCGGGGCUGGACAAAAAUUUGUUAGAUAAACAAACAGAUGAAUAAAGAUGUGGCAGCAGGAUGUUGACAGUUUUGCUAAGCUAAUACUUCAUGUAUUCAAAAAUAUGUAUUGAGCACUUACUGUGUGCAUGAGGAGUGAGUGAGUGGCCUUCAGUAAGUUCACACCAGGGAUGGAAAAAACAAGUUUGCCCAAGAAUAACAGAAUGCCAGGGUUUAGCAACCUUAUUCCAUAAGAGGCACAAAUAAAAUAUGAGUGGGAACUCCUUGAGAAAGGGAUGCUUACUGAGAACUUGGGCACCAUUUCUGGAGCAGGCUGCUGAUCUCCACCUGUGCAGGUGUGACUGAGCAAUUAGGCAGAGCAUGACCAACUAUGCUUUGUCCUGGAAUACAUUACGAACAUUCUCCUUUCAUUGGGGACUGCAGCUGCUACUGCCUCUUAGUCUCAUUUGGCCCAAUGCCUUUGCUCUGAAAGAGCCGCCCUGUUUCUAUUUGUAGCAUAGCAGACUAAUCUGUCUGCUGCUGUGCUUUCUCAGCAGUCAACAACUUUGCCACAUUUUUCUGAAAUUUGAAAUUCAGUGCAAAGUGUUGCUGCUGCACCUCCCCUGGCGGUUGCCUCACUUUCUUCCCCAGACCACAGCUGCCUGAGUGUUCUGCAGCCACCAUCACCCCCAACCCGCAAAGGUUGUGUUGUGACAACACAGUCAGUGAUAGUGAACUGGCUCCUUUCCAGCACUGUGCCUUUGGUGCUCCAGACUCACAGAAAACACGCCGUGAUAGCUGCACUCAUAAUUCAUUUUCUAGAGCCAGUUAAUGAGUUAGAGAGUUGUCCUUAAAAAUCUUGCCUGAGAUUCAGAAUCACAGCAAGGUGAGGGAGACAUCUCCUCCAUGAGUCCUCCUUAAUUUGAAAUUUUAAAAGAAUAAUUAUUCUUCCACUUAAAACUGAGCAUCAGCUGACUUGUUUCUGAUAGGACACUUGCUGCUUUCUGGAUGUUUUUAAGCCUUACUAUCAGUAUCCUGCUGGGUAUGGUAAUGGUCAAGUAUUUGAAGCAGAGUGAAUAUGAAAGUGAGCUCCCACUCACAUAACUAGCUUGAUAUCAUCUCACCUUCCUUUCUUCCUUCAUAUUGCUUCAUUGGCUCACUAACUCACCAAUAUUAGUGGAGCAUCUACUGCAAUAAUUCUCAGAUCUUUGAGUUCAGGAGUCUUAAAUUCUUACAAAUUAUUGAGGACCCCCCCCAAAGAACUUUUGUUUGCAUGGAUUAUAUCUAUAUUUACCAUAUUGGAAAUUAUAUUAGUUACUUUCUCAUUACUAAGACACAGUACCUAACACACAGUUUAAAGUAGGAAAGGUUUGUUUUGGCUCCCAGUUUGUAGAGGUUUCAGUCCAGAGUCUGCUGGCUCUAAGGCAGGGUGACAUGGCAGAAGAGAAGCAGCUUAUGGUGUAGCAAGCAGGAAGCCAAGCAAAGAUCAGGAGGAGGAGGGAUAUAUAUCCUUCCAGCUCACCCCAACAGUGACCCACCUCAUUCCACCAGACUUCACCUUCCAACAUCACACCCAACCGAAAACCCAUCAGUGGUCUAAUCCAGUGAUCCAUGAUCCGGUUACCUCCCAAAAGAUCUACUUAUAUGGACAUGAGCCAUAAGGAAGACAUAAACCUAACAGAAAUUAAAACUGCGAUGCUUUAAAAGUAUUUAAUUUGCUUGACAAUAGCAAUGUAGUGAUUAAAUUUUAACACAAAUAAUGUAUUGCAUGAAAUAAGAUAUUUUCCAUACUCUCCCCAAAAGUAGUAAUAAGAGUGUCGUUGCUUUACAUUUUUACAAAUAUGUUUAUGUAUGGCUUAAUACACCUGGAUUCUUUUCUCUGCUUCUACAUUGAAUGUACUUUGGUAUGUGCUUUGAUUGAAGUAUGUGAAGAAAAUCUGGCUUCACACAUAUGUGUAACUGGAAAAGAAAGGAAGAUUUUUAUUACCAUUUCUAGUACUUUUGGAUAUUACUUUUGAAUAGUGAAUCAAAAUCCAGCAACUGGUAGUUUCUAAAAGUUUAGUUGCAAUGUAAAAUCUGAAACCAUACCUUACACUUUGAGUCUUUUACCUUGAAAGAUUAAAAACAAUUAUGUAUUGUUCAUUUGGAAACUACUGACCUAUGGAGUUGUAUAAUCUUCAAAUAUUGAUACAUUUAUUAUCCAGUAUCAAAAUAUCCCUGUGAUCUCACAAAAAAUGAAAUAGUAAGAAGCUAACAAGUUUAUGGUAGUAGAUGUAAGUUUUCCAAAAUUCUGAUAUUGCGUGGGUGUUGAAUUUUAUCAUUGGCAGCAAACAGUGCCAAUAGUUUUCCUUAAAAUGACAGUCAUGCUUUGCUUUCUUUGAAAAUGUGUCUGCCAAAUAUCUUUAGUUAUAAUAGUUGUUUUUCCAUGUAAAGCUGAUAUGCCACGAUGAAAGUAGCCUGCUCAACCUGCACCUCAACAUAAGUGCUUUCUUCCUAGGUAGCAUUGACUUUGAGGAUUUUUACUGAUGAGCUUUUUGUGUAUUCUCAUUUCAUAACGCAAUGUUAGAAAAGAUGACUGUGCAAGAAUAAUGACUCAAUAUAAACCUUCUGUUUUCUUUUUUCUGCUUCAUCUAGAGCAUUCCUAAGUGAUAGUGGCUUUUUAAAAAAUAUAAAAGCAUAAGGCAAUGGGUAUGAGCAGAUGAUGGUACCACUGCAUUGACUUGUAGAAGCACUGGCGGUUUUUCUCACCAUUGCUUUUGCACCAUCAGUGCAAGUCUCAACAAAAUGAAAAAGGCAAAUAACAUUCUAGCAUUAUUAUUUAAAUUGUUUUCAUUUCCUGGAAAGUUCUUGGGGGCUCACAGGGACCACUACGUACUGUCUGCAUAAAAUUGUUCCAAUAGUAACUCUAGGCAAAAAAAAAAAAAAAAAAAAAAAAAAAAA
This is a messenger RNA of Chinchilla lanigera (long-tailed chinchilla), 8008 nucleotides long. RefSeq names its product KIAA0825 ortholog. Lineage: Eukaryota; Metazoa; Chordata; Mammalia; Rodentia; Chinchillidae. The record is from RefSeq and is a predicted model, not a curated record. The transcript has 20 exons. The coding region runs from base 77 to 3847 and encodes 1256 amino acids.